Molecule: messenger RNA, 2729 nt
Organism: Polistes canadensis
Lineage: Eukaryota; Metazoa; Arthropoda; Insecta; Hymenoptera; Vespidae
Gene: Pat1
Product: amyloid protein-binding protein 2
Exons: 9
Coding region: 314-2059 (581 amino acids)
Biological process (GO): intracellular protein transport
Molecular function (GO): protein binding
Source: RefSeq, a predicted model, not a curated record
AGGGAAAGAGAGAGAGAGAGAGAGAGAGAGAGAAAGAGAGAGAGAGAGAAAGAAAGAAAACGAAUGAGAUGCAUUUAAUCCACGCGUCUAUGAAACGUCAGAACGUACGGAGACGUUCCGUCGAGCUGUGAAAUCCUUUCGACAGCGUGAUUCUGGUUGGUCACAACAUUCGACACACAUAUAUAGUAUAUUAGUCUCUUCUUUCCUAUGCAUUAUUUUCUGAUAAUCAGAGGGAUCUCGCGACGUAUCGUUUCAUUGGUGGUAUCGUCCAAGAAAAAGAGACAAGUAAUACAAAGGCUAAGGCCCUGGGAAAAUGGCCGAAGGAAGGAAGAAGCUGGUGCAGUCAACGAAAACUCUUUAUAAAUUGAGCGUCUCUGCGAUAGCUGACAGAUUGCUCAUAUACAGAAAACAUCUCGUUUAUUUACCUGAGAACGUCCUCUUCGAUCUCUAUUAUCAGUUAUACCAGGAAAGAAGACUAUGUUUACUAGGAGUGGAAUUUGGAGAAUUGGAAACAUUUUCUAGGAUGCUCAAUGUCACAAAUCGUCGUGUACAUUUAUUACAGAGCUUUCAGGCCCUUAUGGAUCAUGGGACAAUGGUUGGUAAAGAACUAGCGAUCGGUUAUGAUAUUUGCUGCAUUCGCGCUGAGGAACACAUCGAAGCUCACGAUAAAGUAAUAAGUGUGGGUUUACGCCUUGGUGGAUUUCUUAGCGACGCUGGAUGGUAUACCGAAAGCGAAAGGGUUUUGUUAGCUUGUAAGAAACUGUCUAUUGUGGACGAGCCAACCCUUGAAAAUUUAUGUCGUACAUUAAAAUGUUGUUGCAAAUUGUUACACGCGCAAGCAGCAUAUUAUACAUUUCAUGGAGCAGCUGAAACGUACGAACUUGCUUUGAAUAUAAUACAGCAACUAAGAUGCGGAGGAUACACGGACAAUAAUUAUGCAGCAUUAUAUGGAGAAUUUAGCGUACUUUUUUUUAUUAGAAGCGAAUAUGAUGAAGCAUAUAAGUGGGGUAUAAAAGCGUUAAAACAAUUAAAACCAUCAUUACCGCCACGGGUCAUAAUUGAUGUUUUAAGACAAGUAGCAAAAUCGUGCGUAAUCAAACGAGAAUUUCAAAAAGCUGGUCUAUUAAUCAGACAAGCGGUUUAUCUUGCAAAAGAAAUUUUUGAUACCGAUCACCCAAAAUAUAGUGAUGUUUUAAUAGAUUAUGGAUUUUACUUAUUAAAUUACGAUUGUAUUGUAAAUAGUGUGUCUGUUUAUAAGGCUGCACUAGACAUUAGAAAAGCAAUAUUUGGUAAAACCAAUCUCCACGUUGCAUUGGCACACGAAGAUUUGGCAUAUGCUUUAUACGUUCGAGAAUAUAAUUCAGGAAAAUUUCAAAAAGCAAGUGACCAUGCCGGCAAAGCCAUAGAUAUAAUGGAAAAACUUUUUGCUGGAGACCACAUUAUGUUAGCAAGUGCAAAAAGAGUAAAAGCAUUAAUACUUGAAGAAAUAGCAUUAGAUAAUGCCCCAAUGCCUUUGUCGGAACAGACUUUAUUGCAAAAAUCGGAAUGUUUGCAUUUAUCUGCCUUACAACUUUCUAAAACAACAUUUGGUGAAAUAAAUGUCCAAACAGCAAAACAUUAUGGCAAUUUGGGUCGCUUAUAUCAAAGUAUGAGAAAAUUUGAGGAAGCAGAAGCAAUGCAUUUAAAAUCUAUAAGUAUAAAAGAAGAAUUAUUAGGACCCGAAGAUUACGAGGUUGGUUUAAGUGUGGGUCAUUUAGCCUCAUUAUAUAAUUUCCACAUGAACCGAUAUAGAGAUGCAGAAAAACUUUAUUAUCGCAGCAUCGCAAUUAGUUUAAAAUUAUUCGGAAAAAGUUAUAGUGGCUUGGAAUAUGACUAUCGUGGACUUCUACAUGUUUAUACAAAAUUAGAUGAACGUGAUAAAGUGUUAAAGUAUACUGACAUUUUUAAUCAGUGGAAAGAACUUAGAGAUAAAUACGCGCAAUCAGAAGAUCAGCCUAUUGAUCUUCAAAAACGACCACAGCCAAUCGAGGAAGUAGUUAGUACGUUUUUUUCUAUGUGAUACUAUAUUAAGCCAAUCAUCUAAUGUUGAUUAUUUUCAUUUAUUUUUAUCGUUAGUUUAAUUAUCACUUGUUAAUGUUUUAUUUGUAAGGAUCUCUUACGUAUGAUCUAGAAUUUAUUCAAAUUUUUAAAACUACCAAUUCGUAAAUCAGUCUUCAUUAAAUGCUCUAUCUAUUGAUCGGUGAUCCACUCCUAUUACUACAAUUACACGAAGAAUAAUUUUUUUUUUUUUUUAAAUGGAUAUAACGGAGCAAUAUAUAAACUAGCAGUUCUGUGAACUAUCGAAUGAAUUAUACGUAUACUGCGUCAUAUUGAAAUGUCCUUAAAUGUUCGAUUAUCCGUUAUUACACUUUUGCACAUCCUACGGUUAAUAUAAUUAUAAUUACAUUUAUAGGAGUUCCUGUUAUUGAUUUCAAACCAAUAUAUAUAUUAGUUAUAAGUUCAAUAAUUUUUUUUUUCUCAUUAUAAUUUGUAAUUUUAGUAUAAUUUGUAUAUAUGUGAUUGUAACAUAUGUUACAAGGUACAUAGAUGCCUUUUUUAUGUACUGUCUUUUACUUACGCAAAAGAUUUAUGUAUUUAUUUUUAAGAAGCUAUUUCCCGAAAAAAUUUAUAUUUAAUACCGUUUGCACUUAUAGUAAAUUAACAAAUUAAAAAUAAUUAUAUAGACGGGA